AUGGCGACUGUAGAGGUGUGCUGGCCUGAGGUGUGGCGCCUGCAAGGAAGUUUGCUUGCCGAUGAGCGAAGCCAUCUGCUGGCUGAAGUCGAAGUCGUCGCUUUGCUGCUUCUGCACAUGCGUGAAGAUGCUUUAAUCAGACAGUUGGAAGUUGACCCCAAGCUGCGGAAGUGGCUAAAAGAACUGCUGUUGCAGUUGCCUUCAGCGUAUGACUGCUACUCUGCCGAGGCAUACCCUCUGACUCAAACAACGCAGAAGCUCUUGCUGCGGGUUUUCUUGCGGCUGGCGAAGUUGCAGUUGGUAAACCUGAAGGUGCAGCAGCUACUUUCUCUGCCAUCUACAGCUUGUUUGGAUAUCUGCUUAUGCUGGGAGGCGGCAGACCCGAAUCUGUGCCGCGAAGUCGCCUUCACCUUACUGACGUCGCUGAAGCCCACGAAGCGACAGAGGCUGAUAGUCGAGUUGAGAGAGUCUGUGCUUCGUGCACUUGACGUUGCAGCGAAGAGAUUUGACACGAUCAGCAUGCGGCCAGACUGCCCCGUGUUGUGCCCACAAUUGUCAGCUGCACAGGCGGACCAUACUUCUUCGUCUUGGCAAGCGGCUGCUGCAGGUGCUCUGCAGCAUUUGAUAGAAGUCCUAUCGGCUUUGCGAGUAGCUACGUGCUGUUUACCAGUGUCCUUUGCACUGGAGCUAUGGGAAAGAAGACAAGAUAAGGACUCGUCACAUCCCACUAUUGAAGCCAUGCUCAACUCGCUCAGGAAGCCGGAAGCCCCUAAAAUUGUCGAGGCUCCUUUCGCAGCCCUCCUUAGAGGGGUCUAUGCAAAACUGACACGCCCACCGUGGACCGAAAGGUCCACAUCAAUCAUGCCACCAAGCCUUCAUCAGGCGGCUAUCAGGGCUCGGUUACUGAUAUGCAACUGUCUAGUUGGGGACGCAACUGCCCAAAGCCGCGCAAUUCGGGAGGAGCUCAGUACCGGAGACACCAGAAGACGUAGUCGGUGGCUAGAGCAGCAAUCAAAAGCUCGUUUUGACUUGUGCCACAGGAGUGCGGAUGAAAUAGACUACGUCGACUCUAUUUUGUCCUCUCCCAAGCAUAGUGGCGAUGCAGUGGUGCCCACAUGCGCAUCGCUUGCUGUUCCUUCUGAAAAAAAAGAGACGGUUUGGGUUCUGAACCCAACAGAUGCAGCAACUGUAAAGCAGCUACAGGAGAUGCUUCCCGAUCACGGCCCAGGAUUUUUGUACUUGGCUCUGCGAGAGCUACGAGGAAACGCAGACGAAGUUGUUUCUUUUGUGGUUGAAAAGAUGAAGCCUGCUGCCUUGCGCUCUGUUCCGCUGAAGGCGACUCUCCAAGAUGCGGCGGAGUACAUAGAACAGGAAGAGAAGGGUGCAGCUGCACUAUCAAACAAGAUCCUUCACAGCGGAGAUAUUGAGCGGCAGGUCCUUGCUCUCGCGGAAAGGGCUGCUGAAGAAGUUCUGCAGGGUAGUGAAGACUCGGGUGGUUCACUCUACGACGAUGAUGCUAACGAUGAUCUCCUCGCGGAUGGCGUGACCACGCCGUGGAACCAUGUAGAGUCCGAGGAAGAGGAGUCCUCCUCAUCUCGGGAAUCCACGCAGGAGGAUGCAACCUCUGAGCAGGCAUCCCGAGGAGGACGCAUGCCAGUCAGGGGAGGGACGUUGUUGGCUCGACGCAAGGAGACGAAUAAAGCUGCUGUAGGAAACCACUCGCGACGCAACCAGUAA
This is a messenger RNA of Eimeria necatrix, 1737 nucleotides long. RefSeq lists its product as hypothetical. The record is from RefSeq and is a predicted model, not a curated record. Gene Ontology annotation, molecular function: protein binding. Bases 1 to 1737 code for a protein of 578 amino acids. Lineage: Eukaryota; Apicomplexa; Conoidasida; Eucoccidiorida; Eimeriidae. The transcript has 11 exons.